Aspergillus puulaauensis is the source of this 1125-nucleotide messenger RNA. RefSeq lists its product as uncharacterized. The coding region runs from base 1 to 1125 and encodes 374 amino acids. The record is from RefSeq and is a predicted model, not a curated record. The transcript is spliced from 6 exons. Lineage: Eukaryota; Fungi; Ascomycota; Eurotiomycetes; Eurotiales; Aspergillaceae.
AUGGCGUACGACCAGAAUGCUGAGACAUGGAGCGAAUAUGGCAUUGGCAUCUUCUUCCUGCUGCUGCGGCUUGUGGCACGACUCAAUAUGGGAGGAAUCCGUGGGCUGCGUCUCGAUGAUGCCUUUGCCGUGUUGGCCAUAAUAUUCUUCACGAUCCUUACCGUCAAUAUACAUGAAAUGGGAAUCCUUGGAACCAACAUUGGUCUCGACGCAGAGACUGCAAUGGCUGUCCCUGAGAGCCAGUUCGAGAACAUGAUCCUGGGCUCCAAGCUCGCAUUCAUGAAUUGGAUCUGGUAUAUCUGUUAUAUAUGGUGCCUGAAGGGAGUCCUGCUCUGCCUUUACUGGAAACUCACCGCAGGAACAUGGCACCGACAUUUGGUUGUUGGCUCUUCAGUCUUCUGUGGUAUUAUUUGGCUUGCAUGCGUGCUGACGCACGUCUGCAUGUGUACACCCAUCCACCGCAACUGGCAGAUCCAGCCAUACCCAGGAGAUCACUGCACUCUCCGGCAGCCUCUCUAUGUCGAGAUUGCCGUUUUUAACGUCUUAUCCGACAUUUGCAUUAUCGUCAUCCCUAUUCCCAUCCUCGCAAAGCUCCAAGUCCCCCUUCCACGCAAAAUCGUCCUGGCCCUCAUGUUCUCCUCCGGCUUCUUCAUCAUGAUCUGUACCAUCCUGCGAGCCUACUACUCCCUCGCCAGUAUCACCAGUCUCCCGAUUGCCCUCGGCUGGGCCAGCCGCGAGUGCUUCGUUGCAGCAAUUGUCGCUUCACUACCAGGUAUCAAGCCAUUAUUCCGCAACACCCGGAUCUUGGGGUCGUCGAACCGCAAGAAGUCGAACAAUUACUAUAACAGCGAAGGAUACAACAACUUCGGGUCGAAGGCGUCGGCAAACACAAAGACAUUCGCCACGUCGAGACGGCGAGGCAGCCAUGGACGGCACUUUGAACUCGAUGAUGUUCUACACACGGGACAUAUGGACACUCGCGUGUCGACUGGUGACAGUGAGGAAUAUAUCCUGGAGAGCGCGAAGAAUGAAAGAAACUCUCCACGGCCACAUCCCCAGAAUGACCUGGCGAUUCAUGUUACAACAGAAUAUUCGCUUCAGUCAGAGCAGCAAAGACGACUGUGA